This is a messenger RNA of Ricinus communis (castor bean), 2547 nucleotides long. Its product is annotated as rhodanese-like domain-containing protein 7. The transcript is spliced from 6 exons. The record is from RefSeq and is a predicted model, not a curated record. NCBI's taxonomy places the organism in Eukaryota, Viridiplantae, Streptophyta, Magnoliopsida, Malpighiales, Euphorbiaceae. The coding region runs from base 53 to 1459 and encodes 468 amino acids.
AACCCUUAUCCAGUCCCAGCACACAGAAAAAGAGUACAAGUAGUAGUCUAGGAUGGUCACGAGGUGUAGAGCACCUCCAUUGCUCUCGCUGAGGAUGAUAUCAUCAGCAUCGUCUUCUUUUCCUCAUACCUUAGACCUCCGAAGAUUUCUCCUUUCCAUCAAACCCUCUUCUCAAACCCCUAAUUCUUCCUCUCACCAACAUCACCUUCCUCCCUUCUCUACAAUCUCUCCUUUUGAUUCUCUCAAAAAGUUACCUCGAAACAUGACUUUCCCCAAGUGCUUCUCUACUUCUGGGGCUGCUGCCACUCCCCCAGUUCCCAUUUUGGACACACCUGAGCUCAAUGACCCAAACCCACUAACAAGUUUAGUGGUGGUUUCUUUCUAUAAGUUUGCUGAUUUUCCUGAUCACGCUGACAUGCGAAAGCCGUUGAAGGAGCUUUGCGAGAGACUGCGUGUUUCAGGUGGUAUCAUUCUUGCACCUGAAGGAAUCAAUGGAAGCAUAUGCGGGACCCGAGAAUCCGUGGAAAAGGUUCUGGACUUCAUCAAAAGUGAUGACCGGCUAAAGGGGCUAAGACAGAUGGAGUCACCUGUCAGUCCUGAGGAGGAAGCUGUCCAUCAUGGACAUAGUAGCAGUUCUCCUCUGGCAGCUGGAGACGAUGCCCCCUUCCGCUGGGAUCAUGUCAGGGUCAAGUUGAAGAAAGAGCAGAUUGUUACUCUUGGAAUGCCAACCGUGUCACCAAUUGAAAGGGUUGGGAAAUAUGUCAAACCAAAGGAGUGGAAUGAAUUGAUUAAUGAUCCAGAUACCGUGGUGAUUGAUGUGCGCAAUAAUUACGAAACUAGAAUUGGGAAGUUCAAAGGAGCAGUAGAUCCUUGUACCGCAUCAUUUCGGGAAUUUCCUUCUUGGGUGGAAAAUCAGUUCCAGCUUUCAGACACAGGUGAGGUGGACCAUUCGGAAGGAAACAAUGACACAGAAGUUAAGAGCCCAAAAGCAAAAAUGCCACGUCGAGUGGCGAUGUACUGUACUGGAGGAAUUCGAUGUGAGAAAGCUUCAAGUUUUCUCCUCAGUAAAGGUUUUAAUGAGGUUUAUCACUUGGAAGGUGGGAUUCUGAAAUACCUAGAGGAAGUUCCAAAAUCUGAGAGCUGGUGGGAGGGUGAGUGCUUUGUUUUUGAUAAGCGAGUCGCUGUGGAGCAUGGUCUGCAACAGGGAACUUUCAAGCUGUGCUAUGGAUGUAAGCAACCAGUGAGCGAUGCCGACAUGGAAGCCCCAGAAUGGGAGCAUGGAGUUUCUUGUCCACACUGUUAUUCAUUGAAAUCCGAAGAAGAAAAGGAAAGAGCAAGAGCUCGACAGAGGCAGUUUGAAACUUGGGGCAUUAUUGGGGGUCCUGACAAGGGUCGCCAGCCAACAUCUAAACCAGACAGUAACGAGAACAACUCUAACAAGUAUUCAAGCUCAAUUUAGCGUGCAGGAAAGAUGAUAUUUCUACAAGAUAGAUGAUUUUUGAGGCUCUCUUCCAUUCUGUUAGGAACAUAUUAUUGUCUAAUUGGUUUUCUAGCCAAUAUUGUGUACUGGGAUGUCUGCAAUUUUCCUGAGGAAGCAUUUUUCCCAGUUCAAACUCUGGCUUUCAGUAUAAAUUUGGACAACAUUCCAUUUCCGUCUGAUGGCACACACUGAAUUCACUAUUAGAAGGGCAUAUUGGAUGUAUGUUCCCAUGAAAUCCUAUCUUCCAUUUCCAUUUAAUUGGUGCAAUUUAAUUUUACAAUGCAAAGACUAGAAUAAAAGUAGUAGGACUGACUAAAAGCUAGAGAUAGCAAACUGUUUCUUUUUUCCUAAAAAAAUAAAAAAUUGAAGUUAAAUAUUUAUAGGUUUGAGCCCAAUUGGCUUAUUUGUUAGAAAUUCUCAUGGGCCACCCAAAUAGAAGAAGAGCAGCUGGACUUGGACUGCGUUAUAUUUAAUUGAAUGAGAUGACCGAAGAAACUAUGUUCUUGAUUGAAUUUGGUGCUGAAAAGCAACUCUCUCUCUCGUUUGACCCCCCAACACUCCCCCCAAAAAAAAGGUUGCUCUCUUUAAUCUAAAGGUUCUUAGGGUUCUUAGAUUCAAUCGAAAAUGGCAGGCGAAAACGCUAUGUUCAAAUUUCUAAAGCCAAGGCUUCGUCCUCAACCCGCUGACGUUCAAGCCACCGCCUUCUGGGGCGUCGCCGCCGCCACCACUGCUCUUUGGCUCAUUCAGCCUUUUGGUUGGAUUAAGAAGACUUUUUUGGAGAAGGGAGAGACUGAAGGAAACUGAAUAGCGUUCAGAUUCUCUGGAUAGCCUUUUUGAGUUCUUUCAUCAGGUUGGCGAUGAGAAACAAUGAAACGGAGUUGAUAUGAAUAAAGUUGCUCCAUUUUUCUAGUCAAUUGUUGAGGCCUAAUUUGGCAUUUAAUUUCUGGAUUAAUUGAACUCCAUUGUCUGUGUUAUCUUAACUGUACUUUAGCUUUUGCAAAUCUCUUUCUCCGCCUGAUACCAACUUCCUUAAUCUAGCAAUUAAAUACAAGGAGAUGUUUGGUUUA